Molecule: messenger RNA, 1891 nt
Organism: Neogale vison (American mink)
Lineage: Eukaryota; Metazoa; Chordata; Mammalia; Carnivora; Mustelidae
Gene: ARHGAP8
Product: Rho GTPase activating protein 8
Exons: 13
Coding region: 62-1297 (411 amino acids)
Biological process (GO): negative regulation of endocytic recycling; small GTPase-mediated signal transduction
Cellular component (GO): cytoplasm
Molecular function (GO): GTPase activator activity
Source: RefSeq, a predicted model, not a curated record
CGGCGCCGUCAAGCCCAGGUGAGGAGCCCGCGGGGCGGUGGCAGGGUGUUGGAAGGAGCCCAUGCCGGAAUCCCCGAGAGGGGGCGUUGGGACGGUGUGCCUGGACCGCCCUGCCCAGCCGCAGAGCAUGUCCCAGCUGGACUUGGAGGAGCUGGCCGAAAUAGAGCUGCAGAGAGAUGAAGAGGAAGCAGCCGCUCUGAGCAUAGUGAGGAGGCCAUCGGCAGCGCCCGCGGCUGCCCAGGACCCUGCGCUGAGCAUGAAUCACCCCUUCUAUGACGUGGCCAGGCACGGCAUUCUGCAGGUGGCAGGGGAGGACCGCUUUGGGAGACGAGUCAUCACCUUCAGCUGCUGCCGGAUGCCCCCCUCCCACGAGCUCAACCAUAGGCGUCUGCUGGAGUACUUGAAGUACACUCUGGACCAGUACGUGGAGAGCGAUUACACCGUCGUCUACUUCCAUUACGGGCUGAACAGCCGGAACAAGCCGUCGCUGGGCUGGCUGCAGAGCGCCUACAAGGAGUUUGACAGGAGGUACAAGAAGAACUUGAAGGCGCUGUACGUCGUGCAUCCCACCAACUUCAUCAGGGUCCUCUGGACCAUCUUCAAACCGCUCAUCAGUCAUAAGUUUGGGAAAAAAGUCGUCUAUGUCAACGGCUUGAGCGAGCUCCGCGAACACCUCAAGUACGACCAGCUGAUCGUCCCCCCGGAGGUUCUGCGGUAUGAUGAGAAGCUCCGGAACCUGCACGAGGGCAGGUCGCCCUCUCCUGCCAAGAUGCCGCCGCCGCGGCCCCCUCUGCCCACCCAGCAGUUUGGCGUCAGUCUGCAAUACCUCAAGGACAAAAAUCAAGGGGAGCUCAUCCCUCCUGUGCUGAGGUUCACGGUGACGUACCUGAGAGAGAAAGGACUCCGCACGGAGGGCCUGUUCCGGAGAUCGGCCAGCGUCCACGCCAUCCGCGAGAUUCAGCGGCUCUACAAUCAAGGGAAGCCAGUGAACUUUGAUGACUAUGGAGACAUCCACAUCCCUGCCGUGAUCCUGAAGACCUUUCUUCGAGAGCUGCCCCAACCGCUCCUGACCUUCAGGGCCUAUGAGCAGAUUCUCGGGAUCACCAGUGUGGAGAGCAGCCUGAGGGUGACCCGCUGCCGCCAGAUCCUGCAGAGCCUUCCAGAACACAACCGCGCUGUCCUCAGCUACCUCAUGGGCUUCCUGCACGAGACCCACAACCCUCUGUCAUCCGACCUUUCCUGGAACACGCAUCCUUCCGGGCCCUUUGCAGGCCGCGUGCGGUGCAGGCGUGAGUGAGGCUGGUUUGGCCGUGGGGCUCUCAGCCGCGGGGCACAUUUCCACCCACAUGGUGACACCACGGCAGGGGCUGGCCUGGGUCUUUGGGGCUUAUGCGGGAACCCUGCUGCCUGGCAGGUGGCCUGGGAAUGUGAUGACCAGUGGAGGGGAGGGGACCUCUGGGCAGGACCAGUGUCACCUGUUGAAGUUCAUCAAACACCACCUCUUGGUUUUUUGGGGUUUUUUUUGUUUUAUUUUGUUUUUUGGGUUUUUUUAUUUUUUUGACCACCUCUUGGUUUUAAAAAUAAACUUUGGGGACUCCUGCCUGGCUCAUUCGGUAGGGCCGGCCGCUCUUGAUCUUGGGGUCAUGAGUUUGAGCCCCAUGUUGGGUGUAGAGAUCACUUUAAAAAAAUAAGCUAUCUCGUUCUCCUUCUCUGUCACUUGACCUUAUUUCUCAGAAGCCAAAAACUAAGUGAUCGUCAUCUUUUUUUCUAUGUUUUCUUGAACUAGAAAUGGAUUUAUUUUUCUGUCCUCUGCCAUGCUGCUGGCAUUAAUAUGUCCCCUGGGGCUUGGCGCUGCAUAGCCUUGGCCCCCGGGGGACACCUGCAGGGGCUC